AUGGCGACCCCCCCAGGUGCAAACAGUCUGAGAAUCCUAUCUAUUGAUGGAGGCGGCGUCAAAGGCUACACCGCACUGCUCAUACUGCAAAGAAUCUGUCGUGCCAUGAGGGUGGAGGCCGAGAAGGGGGGUAUCGAUCUCGCUGAUGAGCCCAAGCCUUGCGAGGUCUUUGAUCUUAUUGUGGGCACAUCGACUGGGGGUCUAAUCGCCGUCAUGCUUGGUAGGCUCCACAUGUCUGUUGACGAGUGCAUACGAAAAUACGAAGACCUGAGCUCGGAUAUCUUUGGGAAACGGCAGCUGGGUGGUCAGUUCGUAAGAUUUUUCAAAGGAUUGCUCAAAGUGCCAUUCUAUGACAUCGAUACUAUGCAAACAGCUAUCAAAUCAGUGUUGGAGCAGCAAAACAAGGAUGUUCAGGAAAAUUUCAAAGAGGAAGACCCAGUCUGUAAAACUAUUGUUUGCGUGACUCGGUCAAAAACAGCCGCGCAUGACGUUCUGCGGAAUUACGAAUCGAAACAUGCGGCGCACCAGAACUACAAAUGCACGAUUUGGGAAGCGGCAAGCGCCACGGCAGCAGCCCCCAUGUUCUUCGGAGCCGUCAAACUCGAGCCGGGUGGAGAAAUCUGGCGCGAUGGAGGAUUACGUCGCAACAAUCCUGUCAACGUAGCCAUCGAACAACUCGGACUCGAGGAUGAGUGGAGGGGUAAGCACAUCGGGUGUGUGCUCAGCCUUGGAACCGGCGCUCCCCUUAUCAAUGAAGUUUCCAAUAAUCUUGCGAAAUUCCUCAAAGGCUGCGUCGCCAUGAUGACCGACUCCGAGGACACCGCCGACGCAUUUGCUAGAUCUUCCCACGGUCAAAAACUAGCCAACUCUCAGCGGUACUUCCGUUUCAGUGUCGCCCAAGGUAUGGAGUAUUUGCAAAUGGAUGAGUUUAAAGAGACAGAGAAGAUGAAUGCUUUGACAACUCGUUACCUUAGCACGAUGAAAAACGGUGACGAAGUUCAGCGAUGUGCAAAAUCGUUGGUAUGGCCUGAUCAAAAUUGGCAGAAGAAGGUUGAAGAAAAGCCGUCGCUUCUGCCGUAUCGUCAUUGCCUUCACUUUGUCGACCGAGUGACGUACACAGCAGAGCUUCAUCGAUUUUUCGAUAAAAGUGUUGCCGGUCAACAGAAGUUCGUACUCUGGGGUCCUGGGGGUAUUGGGAAGACUCAAAUCGCCCUACAAUUUGCUCAGUCCAUGCGAUCAAGACUAUCGGUCUUUUGGGUCCGAGCUGACACUGUUGCCAAUUUCCUCAAUGACUUCCCCCGAAUAAUGGACCAGCUUGAGCCCUCAAAGACCCAUGUGAGCACGAGCCAAGAUCGUCCUCUCUUGGCACGAAACGUCACUGCUAGACUGGAAAGAGACCCAAGUUCGUGGCUUCUUGUACUGGACAAUGCCGACGAUUACAAUCUGUUUGUUGGGAAAACUGCGGCGGGAAAUGCGAUCAACAGCUACGUUCCUAAAGAAGGUCGAGUCCUCAUCACGACACGAGACCCUCGAUUCCGUGGUACGGUAGCUGCUGCCAAAGAUGGCUUGCAUGUCGAACCAAUGGACACAAGCGAAGCCAGUGAUCUGUUCACGAAAUCAAUUCCGCCCCAUCUUGCCAGCCAAAGCUCCUCAGCUAUGGUGGACGAACUGUUGGUAUUACUCGGCAACCUGCCGCUAGCUUUAGCUCAAGCUGCCGCCAACGUCACUGACCAGCAGCGUCCAGUGCAUGAGUACAUCGCUGCUUAUCGCGACAAACGAAACAGAAUAUCGCUAAUGGCGCAACCUGUGUUGGACGUGGAGACAGAGGGGUUUAGGACAAGUGGCCAAUCCAUACUAUUGACCUACGAAAUAUCGUUCGAAGACCUUGAACGCGACCACCAGUUAUCCGCUCGCUGUCUCAAUUACUUCGGAUUUUUCCAUUGGCAGAAGAUACCAGUAUCUCUCAUCCGCGCUCUGCCCGUACUCGCAGAACUUGACGACCAGUCUUUCCGUGACACGAUAAAGCAUCUUCUUCAUUUGUCUCUGAUAGAGGAAAUUUCGUAUCACGACGGCAGCGAGUACUCUGUUCACCCUAUCAUCCACGAGGGGAUCUCAAAUCGACUGUCUCCCGAAGACAAGAGGUCUUAUUUGAGCGACAGUGUCGCAGUCAUAUUGUCUAAACUUCGGAAAAUGCAUGAGUACCGCGAGUACUUAGCAUCGUGGCCAUACUUGCAAUCACACGCAUUGCUACAAGUCAACUUCGCCACAGAAAAUAAUCUGAAGAGUGAAGCUCUAGCUCUUCUAAAUUACCGCUGUGCUGUAUUCCUGAGGGUUUCCGGUAUGACGUUUGACAGCGUACAACUAGCUACACAAGCUGUCGCGAUAGCGCAAGACAUUUGCGGCCCUUACCAUUGGCUAACCAUCAAAGCCUGGGUCGAAAAAAUUAAAUGUCUAGUUGCGGAUAGUCACUUUCGAGAGGGAUAUAAUGAGUCGAAAUUUGCUAUGGAAAGAUUAGACUCUGCCAAGUUAAAUAAUGAAGCUAUGAGCGAUGAAGAAUAUCUGGAAUUACGCGCGAAAGUACUGCAAGUGAAGCGUAGCGCUUGCGCGGGCCUCGGUGAGUAUAAAGAAGGGGAAGAGACUGCAAAUGAGCUUAUCGUCUUGAGGCGUGGCUUACCAGAAGAUACUGAACUUAGUCUCGAAGACCGUUAUAGCCUUAGCGUUUUUCUUUUUGAGCAGGGAAAGUUUCAAGAAGCUCAGGAAAUGAACAACGAAUUGCUCAUUUCAAUGGAUGAGCAACAGCGAACGGCACACAAGACGGUUUUCUUGACUAUCUAUGCCCUAAAAGCAGGGAUUCUGAGCGGUAUGCGACGAGGAUCAGAGUUCGAGCCAGCUGUGAUCUUAGGCCAUGACGAAGAAAGAGACAUACUUCAAAUCCAUCGGGAUGUAUUCAAAGAACACUUGUCUAUACGCUUGAUUACAGACCGAUUUGUUUGGCUAAGUUGUAACAAUCUUCUGAGUGAGCUGAGCCAGAAAGGCGAGACGCCAGAAGCGGCGGAUAUCUUGAAGAGAAUAAUUACCGGAGCCGUUGAGUCAGGGUUCCGCUUCGAAGGCCAAAUGAUACAGGUAUUUGGCACGACUCUGCGCUACGGACUGGAUGUGAUAGAAUCGCUUCAUGGGACUGGAGAUGCUCGCCAAGAACCGCCAGGACUACCGAUCGCAAAUCUCUUUGUCCAGAUAAUAGAGCUGGCCGGCACUGCAAUGAGAAGGCACUGGCGUGGUUCCCGUCCAUUAUACGACUUUGCUCUCCUUUUUUCACGCCUUGGCGACUCGCACAGAGCAGAGGAGUUGCUCUGCGAAGCAUUGCAAGACAACAGGUUGGAGGAAGAUAAAUCGAUGGAAGGACCGAUUCACUACAACCUCAUGUUGGCGAUUGCACUACAGGGACGUCCAGACGAUGCGAGGCGCUAUAGGGAUACCCAUCUUGCUCUCAUUACCCCCGAAGAGUCUAAACGUGGCGACUUGGAGCAGCAAUUGCGGCUGGUUAGGGAAGCGAAAGAACUUUACGACAAGGCAAAAGGCAUACUGGCUGGUCGAAACAGCAAGGUGCCGGAAAGUUGGUGGACUGAGAACAGGGUAGCGCUGAACAGAGUUCAGCUUCGUUACGGUCUUCUGGUACCUGCGACGGCUGGAGAGGAUCGAGGUCCAUAUGGAGAUGCAUCGGAUACGGUACUGAAAAAGCAAAAGCGAAAACCUCGAGGGUUGGGGGGUAUCAUCGACAAGCUCCACAGAACUUCUCCUUCCAAUCCACAUGACUGA
Messenger RNA from Letharia columbiana, 3816 nucleotides. RefSeq lists its product as uncharacterized. The record is from RefSeq and is a predicted model, not a curated record. The coding region runs from base 1 to 3816 and encodes 1271 amino acids. Gene Ontology annotation, biological process: arachidonate metabolic process. Lineage: Eukaryota; Fungi; Ascomycota; Lecanoromycetes; Lecanorales; Parmeliaceae. The transcript has 4 exons. Gene Ontology annotation, molecular function: ADP binding; protein binding. Gene Ontology annotation, cellular component: membrane.